This is a messenger RNA of Camelus dromedarius (Arabian camel), 828 nucleotides long. RefSeq names its product natriuretic peptide A (gene NPPA). NCBI's taxonomy places the organism in Eukaryota, Metazoa, Chordata, Mammalia, Artiodactyla, Camelidae. The transcript is spliced from 3 exons. The record is from RefSeq and is marked provisional. Gene Ontology annotation, molecular function: hormone receptor binding; hormone activity. Gene Ontology annotation, cellular component: extracellular region; cytoplasm. Bases 84 to 542 code for a protein of 152 amino acids. Gene Ontology annotation, biological process: neuropeptide signaling pathway; negative regulation of systemic arterial blood pressure; cGMP biosynthetic process.
AGAGACGGACGAAGACCAAGAGAGCAAAACCAGAGGGGAGCAAGAAGCAGCAAACACCAGACCGUUCUUUGACCAACGCCAGCAUGGGCUCCUCCGCCAUCACUGUGAGCUUCCUCCUCUGUCUGGCAUUUCAGCUCCCAGGGCAAAUUGGAGCCAACCCCGUGUACAGCUCUGUGUCCAACGCAGACCUGAUGGAUUUCAAGAAUUUGCUAGAUCAUUUGGAGGACAAGAUGCCUUUAGAAGAUGAGGCUGUCCCCCCGCAAGUCCUAAGUGAGCAGAAUGAGGAAGCUGGGGUCCCUCUCAGCCCUCUUUCUGAGGUGCCUCCCUGGACGGGAGAGGUCAACCCAGUCCAGAGAGAUGGGGUUGCCCUCGGGCGGGGCCCCUGGGAAUCCUCCGAUAGAUCUGCCUUCCUGAAGAGCAAGCUGAGGGCAUUGCUUACUGCCCCUCGGAGCCUGCGGAGGUCCAGCUGCUUCGGGGGUAGGAUGGACAGGAUUGGAGCCCAGAGCGGACUGGGUUGCAACAGCUUCCGGUAUCGAAGAUAACAGCCAGGGAGGAAAGGGCAGGCCAGGCCCCAGGCAGACUUCGAGAGGCCCUCAUCCUCUGGGGUUUCUCACUCAACUUUGUCCCAUCUCGUUGCCAUCAAGUUGAGUUGUGACGAGCAUCCUAUUCAAGCGGCAGCCUCCUGUCAACAUUUCUCACAUUUUAUGCUAAAUGUAGAUAAAGUGAUUUCAUUGUGGCUUCUCCACUUCUCCCACUCAUGCAUUAAAAUUUAGUCACCUGGUAACUGACAUUGGUUUGAAAACUAAUAAACUUCAGCACCAUGGACAG